UUUAUCAGUGCCUUAAUUACAGUAUUAAAGUGUACUUCAGCGAACAUUGUUUUGCCGCCCACAAAUAACGGACAGCGUGCUUCCAUCCAGGGCGGCCUGUUGCCAGGCACCUUUGAAGCGGACAGCGUGCACUUCCAUUGGGGCUCGGCCAACAGUCGUGGAUCCGAGCAUCUCAUCAAUGGUCAACGUUACGACGUCGAAAUGCACAUUGUUCAUAAGAAUGCUCGUUAUGCCACGGUAGCCGAAGCAAGUUUGCGUCCAGAUGGUCUUGCCGCUUUGACAGUCAUGUUUCAGGCUGUACCUUCACUUUCCUCGACGCAUUUUGGCCUUAACCGAAUCUUAGAUCGAUUACCUCAAGUUAUUAGAGACCAAUCUAGUACGAUGAUAGCUGGGCAAUUAACGAUGAACGAUCUCUUGGGACGAAUUCCUACUGGAAGGUUUUACGCAUAUUCUGGCUCCAUGACUAUGCCUGAAUGCGCCGAAUCUGUUAGUUGGAUUGUGUUCUUGGAUUCUGUGAGACUACCUAGACGACAGAUCGCCAAAUUUUGGGAUUUGCUAGACGAACGCAGGCUUCCUUUGAUAAACAACUACCGUAGUCUGCAGGCAAUAAAUGGAAGGCCAAUCUUCCAGAGAACUCUGAUAUAA
Drosophila grimshawi is the source of this 645-nucleotide messenger RNA. RefSeq names its product carbonic anhydrase 7-like. The transcript has 2 exons. Gene Ontology annotation, molecular function: carbonate dehydratase activity; zinc ion binding. The annotation marks the transcript as partial. Gene Ontology annotation, cellular component: cytoplasm. NCBI's taxonomy places the organism in Eukaryota, Metazoa, Arthropoda, Insecta, Diptera, Drosophilidae. The record is from RefSeq and is a predicted model, not a curated record.